Rhizopus microsporus ATCC 52813 is the source of this 751-nucleotide messenger RNA. RefSeq lists its product as uncharacterized. The record is from RefSeq and is a predicted model, not a curated record. Bases 11 to 751 code for a protein of 246 amino acids. The transcript is spliced from 5 exons. NCBI's taxonomy places the organism in Eukaryota, Fungi, Mucoromycota, Mucoromycetes, Mucorales, Rhizopodaceae.
AAGAAGAGAUAUGUUGUAUUUUGUACACGAAAGCUCUACACCAGAGCAACCAACAUGGAAAACCAAAAAGUACCGUCGAAUCUUGCAAGGUCUCAAAGUCCAGAAUCCUGAUACCUUUCAAGUUGAGCAAGCCCUUUGUCAACAGCCAAGCAGCACCGUAUCCUCUGCCGUUCUUAGUCAAUUCUAUGGACAUACCAUCACAAACCAUGAUAAUGGAUACCUCCUCUUUCGCAAGAUCCGUCUUUCAGCGUACUUCAACAAACAAUACGCCGUGUUUGUGAUGGGAAACUGGUCUGCUCCCCAUGCUAGGUAUCAUGAGCCCAUCUGUAGCCUUGGUUUCCGAAGACUUCUCAAGAAGCAUAGGUUCCAAAUCUAUCUUAUAGACGAGUACAAGACCAGUAAGUGCUGUCCAACAUGCCACAAAGAAAGCCUUCACACGUUCCGCCGUGUUCCAAACCUACGACCGUAUCAAUGUGAGCGAUAUCCUUCUGUCGUCUGCCAUGGCAUUUUAAGAUGCACCAAUUUAUACGGUAGACCCGCCAUGGCAGCUCCAGAUAGAUAUCGCUUAAGGAACAGGGAUGUUACUGCUUGUCUCAACUACGUGCACAUCCUUCGUGGGUUUCGACUUAAUGGCAUGAUUCCUCAUAGGUUUCGCCGGGUUGCUGUUGCUCCUACAAGGUGUCGAAGAAGAGUGGACGAUCAGGAGCAACCAAGAACUAGAAUACGCUUAGACGAUGAUUCUUCAUCCUAG